AAAAAUACACUCGAUGCGGGUAGCCGACACGCCUGAGCGCUAUCCGCUCCCGAUUGCAGAUUUGGUUCUUGCGCGAUAGGCAAAUAUGUGCGUCCUAGUUAUGCUGCGAAAGCUGCCUGCGGCACCGGUUACCAUUGGUAUGACUAGCAUCGUUCUGGGUAGUGUCGCGAGGUGUUUCGUUGCGUUUUUAGCCUGUGUAUUAAAGAAUUCCAAUAACAGAGACCUUUUUGUGCCAAAACGAGAGUCCUACAUGGUCACAGAUAUGCAUCAACAAGCUUAUAAACAAAAUAUACUUGAAAAUCGUGAACAAAAAAGAAGUGCAAUACAAAACUAAUAUAGAAACAUGUUAAUUUUUUGGAAAAAAGGAAAGGAGUGUUUGAAAAUACAGCGAAAUGCGCCAAUUUGGGAAGCACAGUUCUAG
Kickxella alabastrina is the source of this 421-nucleotide messenger RNA. RefSeq lists its product as uncharacterized. The transcript has a single exon. Bases 86 to 334 code for a protein of 82 amino acids. NCBI's taxonomy places the organism in Eukaryota, Fungi, Kickxellomycota, Kickxellomycetes, Kickxellales, Kickxellaceae. The record is from RefSeq and is a predicted model, not a curated record.